GGGCCGCCGCCGCCGCGGGUGUGGGACGGGGAGCUGCUGCAGCAGCCGCCACCGCCACCACCACCAUGGCUCUGCCCCUGCGCCGCCGGCUGCCGGUGCUCCCGCUUCUCCUGCUGGCAGCCGGCGGGCUGCGGGCUGCGGAGCGGAGCAGCAGCAGCAGCGCCAUGGAGGAGCUCGCCACCGAGAAGGAGGCGGAGGAGAGCCACCGGCAGGACAGCGUGAGCCUCCUCACCUUCAUCCUGCUCCUCACCCUCACCAUCCUCACCAUCUGGCUGUUCAAGCACCGCCGCGUCCGCUUCCUCCACGAGACCGGCCUGGCCAUGAUCUACGGACUCAUAGUUGGCGUGAUCUUGAGAUAUGGGACUCCUUCUACCAGCGGCCGUGACAAGCCGAUCAGCUGCUCGCAGGAGGACAGGCUGUUCACAACCCUGCUGGUCAACGUCAGCGGGAAGUUCUUUGAGUAUACGCUCAAAGGGGAAAUAAGCCCCGGGAAGAUCCAUAACGUGGAGCAAAAUGACAUGUUGCGAAAGGUAACAUUUGACCCAGAAGUUUUUUUCAACAUUCUGUUGCCUCCUAUUAUUUUUCAUGCUGGUUAUAGCCUGAAGAAAAGACACUUUUUCAGGAAUUUGGGGUCCAUUUUGGCUUACGCCUUUUUAGGAACAGCAGUCUCUUGUUUUAUUAUUGGGAAUCUCAUGUAUGGGGUUGUGAAACUAAUGAAGUUGGUGGGUCAGCUCUCUGAUAAAUUCUAUUAUACAGACUGCCUCCUCUUUGGAGCGAUAAUAUCUGCCACUGAUCCAGUUACUGUGCUAGCAAUAUUUAAUGAGCUGCAUGCUGAUGUCGAUCUCUAUGCCCUUCUGUUUGGGGAGAGCGUGUUGAAUGAUGCUGUUGCCAUUGUAUUAUCUUCAUCUAUAGUUGCCUACCAGCCAACAGGUGAAAAUACCCAUGCUUUUGAUGCAGCAGCAUUUUUCAAGUCUGUUGGUGUUUUCCUGGGAAUAUUCAGUGGUUCUUUCAUGAUGGGAGCAGUGACGGGGGUUGUGACAGCUCUGAUAUCAAAGUUUACCAAGUUGCACUGCUUCCCCCUGCUGGAAACGGCUCUCUUCUUCUUGAUGUCCUGGAGCACUUUCUUGCUCGCAGAAGCUUGUGGAUUUACUGGUGUGGUGGCUGUCCUCUUCUGUGGAAUUACCCAGGCGCAUUAUACAUACAAUAACUUGUCAGUUGAAUCAAGAAGUCGCACUAAGCAGCUCUUUGAGGUAUUGCACUUCCUGGCUGAGAACUUCAUAUUUUCUUAUAUGGGUUUGGCACUGUUUACUUUCCAGAAACACAUAUUCAGCCCAGUUUUCAUCAUUGGAGCUUUUAUUGCAAUCUUUUUGGGCAGAGCUGCACACAUCUACCCUCUCUCAUUCCUGUUGAAUCUGGGCAGAAGGCAUAAGAUCAGCUGGAACUUUCAGCACAUGAUGAUGUUUUCAGGUCUCAGGGGAGCCAUGGCGUUUGCUCUGGCUAUACGAGAUACUGCUACCUACUCACAUCAAAUGAUGUUCUCAACAACUCUCCUCAUCGUCUUUUUCACUGUGUGGAUUGUUGGUGGAGGUACAACUCCCAUGCUGUCAUGGCUGAACAUCAGAGUUCGUGACCAUGUUCCAUCGGUGGAAGAGAUGAAUGAAAGCCGCUGGCUGUAUUUCAGGGUUGGGGUUGACCCAGAUCAGGAUCCUCCACCUACUAAUGACAGCUUUCAAGUCUUACAAGGAGAUGGCCCAGAUUCUGAAAGAAGGAACAGGACACAGCAGGAAAGCGCUUGGCUCUUCAGGCUAUGGUAUAGCUUUGACCAUAAUUAUUUAAAGCCAAUUCUCACUCACAGUGGCCCUCCAUUAACCACAACUCUACCCAGCUGGUGUGGCCUGAUAGCCCGCUGUCUGACAAGUCCCCAGGUUUAUGAUAAUCAAGAACAGCUUAGAGAAGAGGAUUCUGAUUUUAUUCUGAAUGAUGGUGACCUUACCGUGACAUAUGGUGAUACAACAAUAACUGCAAAUGGUUCUUCUGGCCCCCAUACAGCUACCACUAGCCUUGAUGGCAGGAGAACAAAAAGUAGUUCAGAGGAAGCACUGGAACGUGAUUUGGGAGCAGCAGAUCAUGAAGUUACAAGCAGGGGUACCCGGCUAGUAUUUCCUCUGGAAGACAAUGCAUGAUUACUGACUCAGUAAAAAUAACUCUUGCUCAGUGGAUGGAUCAAGGAAGACUGCAGGCCACUGUGUCACUUGAGGUGGGAAUGUUUAUUUAAACAAGUUAACACGCGUAAGUGGUUUUACUAGGGUCUGAAGAUGUCACCUAUUUUUUACUCAAGAUGCUGACAGUGGGGUUUUCUAAAUGUCUGAAAAUAGACAAAUGAGAAAACUGGUCAUUCUCCUCUUCAACCACAUAUUGAAUCCAAGUAUAACUAGCAUGCUGCAAUUGUCUUGUUCAGCUGCAGCAGCUCUCUCUGAAGAGAGGUACAUGAAAACAUUGUCAUAGAACUGAGCUUGUCUUGGCUUAGCUUGGGAAUGUGGAAGAAGAAAUAUAAAUAUGAUAAUAAUUACGAGAUAAAAAAGAAUGUACGUGUACCAAUGUGGAGAGAUCCAUUGUUAACUUCUCUCAUGAGGCUGAGGAAACUAAAGUAAAAUGGGACAGUAUACAUUAGGACUACAGGUGCAUGAAUGGAAGACUGGGGAAUCUGUUACUGCAAGCUGUACUUAAUGUAUUUCAGGGAAAAAAGGGAAAAGAAGAUUUCUUCACUGGCCAUGUGUUUAAAUAGGAAAGCAAUGAGAGCUACUUGUCCCUUUAGCUUUGGGCAACUUGACUAUUACUAUUCGCCUAACUUCUAGUGCCUCAAAAGAAAAACAUCCAACUUCCUGUGGUCUAAGACAUACCUGACCCGACACAAGCCCGGAGCCAGGUUCUCUCGGGUAAAAGUCAUGAGGUGAAACUUUCUCCCCCUUAGGGUUCUUAAAAGCCGAUGAAGAUAGUUGGAAGUGUAUCUUAGACUGGGGAAAACAGCAGAUAAGAGGAGGAGGGGUGCGGGGGGAGAGAGAGAGAGGCAGUAUUGAACUUGCAUGGAACCAUGAGGUUUCAUAUUGCUCAGAAGAAUCCAUGGACUCUGCUUACAGUUCUUGUGUGUGAUAAACAGCAAACAUCUAAUUAAAUGGACACACAAAUACUGCUGGCUUUACCAUUUGUGACUAUACUAAAAGAAAGGUGUUUACUCUUGUUCUCUUUCGCAGAGUAGAUGUGAAACUUCAGUGGGGCAUUGCACAACAACAUAUAAGCUACAGAAGUGAUGAACUGUAGUAUCAUCUUAAAUGUGAAAAGGGAAAAAAUCUUUACCUAGUAUUUAGCCCACUUACACGUAGGCUAGCUUUAACUUAUUGCUAAAUGCUUUUUGAUUUCCAAAUGAGGAGAUAUCAUUGUCUUUGCCAAUAGCUGAAAACUUACGCUUGGAAGAGCAGUUCAGCUAUUUAAAGCAUGCUAAAAUGUGAUUUCAUUCUCAUGUCUCAAAAGGUUUAUUUUUUUAAAGAGUUUUGUGGCCCACUAAUGUGAUAUAAUAUCAGUUUGUCUAAUAAGUGUGUUUUUCUUGCUGCCAUUUCAGUUGUUCCUCUCAUAAAAUUGUGUGUGAGUAAAUACCCGCUCUGUUUUUCCUUAACUAUUAAACCUAAUGGGCUAACAUUGGUACAGGAACUUACUGCUGCAGAGAAACAUUGCAGUCCUAUUGUCUAGUCUGCUUUCUUUCAAAUGUGUUCUCUAAUGAGUGAUCUACCUCCUUAUCUGUCCCUCCAAGGUAAAUUUGUAAAGGGCAUUGAUAUAUAAUGACUGUCUGACAUUAUUAAGAAAAGAGACACGAGAAAAUCAGAAGCCUUUUUAUGGAAAAACUGGAAGACCAAUACAGUCUGAGCUCUGCUCUUAAAUGGUGAAGAGUAACAAACUCUGAUGAAGAUCUCUGAGCAGAACAACUCCUUUUCAGUUCUCAUCUGCUUUCAAGGAAGACAAAGCAGAUAGCAAUGAUCCAUGCUAGUUAUACUGUUUACAUGGCUUGGUUUUUUGGGGUUUGGGGGGUUUUUUUGUGGUUUUUUGGGUUUUUUUUGUUGUUUUGGUUUUUUUAAGUGCUCUGACAGUAGAAAAAGUAGUUUCCUCCUACAUUACAAAAACAACUGCAUUCAUUUUGGACAAGUCUUUGGGACCCAUGCUGUCAAUGCUGAGUGAGGACUUGAGACUUCUACAACAAUUAGAGUUAUUAGCUGAGUCAUAUGAACCAAAUUUUGGGUUGAGACAGUGAAACUUACCCAAAAUAAAUGGACUUAAUACAGUGAGGCAAAUAUUUACAUGCAGCUUGAAGCUGAAGCUUACCAAAUUACUUUGGCCGAAAACCAGAGCCUUACGCAGACAGAGAUCUGUUCUUUGGAAGAAAGAUCUGGUACAGAUUCCAGAAGCAGAAAUUCUGUUUCGUUAGCUUUCUCGGGAAGAUUGAAUUUCUUAAAAGCAUCAGUAAACCAUCCCAGUGCAGAUGCUUCUCUGCCUGUGUUUUUAAUUCCCAUAGCAAAAAUAUACAAUUGAAUUAAGUUCACCAGUAAGCCCAAAAUGUGGUUGUGAAAGAGCAGCCAAAAUAGAUGGAUCACUGGUGAGAGGUGAGGAAUAUAAUACUCUAAUUCACAUUCAAAAAUUACUUAAAAAGCUUAUCCAACAUGGUGGGGAGAGGCCCAUAUACAUAAGCUUAAUUUUAACUCGUAUAUUACAACAAUGCAUUUUAUUCCUUGAUUUUUAUCUAUUUUUCAUUUUAAGUCUUCUUCCAAAAUUGGACUUCACUGUCAACAAAAGGUAAGCUAAAACAUCUAGCCUCUUACUACUGACACUGAUACUUGUACCAAAUUCCCAAGGGACUCCUUUACUGAAAAGGUGGGAAAAACAAAAAGAACCCUCCUCGUCCUGAAACACUGCAUAUUUCACCAACUAAUAGAUGCUUUUUUCUUGUGUAUAUCCUUUUGAAAGAAUAGUUUAAUACUUUCAGUUCCUUUCCAGUAAGAUCCUGAGCUGGCAAGAACUUGACCGAACCAUAUCAGGAGAUGGGUAUUUUCUUAUAAACUUGGUGUGAGGUUUUGAAUAGAAAACACAGCUUAAGAUCGUAAUGAACAGCAAUCAGUACAUAUUAAUACCCUCUUCAUAUUGAAAAAGAAAACCUGUAAGAUGAUGGUCUUCACUGAAAAAGGUGUUGCUAUACUAACAUAGGACGUUACAGCUCAUGUGGCUGCCCUUGUACUUGGGACUGAGGGAUUUCUUGUACUUUUUCUGCUUGCUGCAUUGUCAACUUACUGCUGAAAAUCUUCACCUGAAGUUGCCAGGAAUCUGCUAACUUCAGUCCCUGGAGAUGGGCAAAAUGAAGUCCCUAAUCUUAUUUCAGUGCUUCACAGAAGCAAGGCAAGACUGUUCUGCAGUUGCUUGAAUUCCCAUGCAAACAAAUCUUUCUGAUUUACUUGUGUAAAAGGUCACAGCAAUCCACAAGCAGUACAAACAUCAUAUUUAAACAGACUAAGAAGUUAUCUAAACCCUUUUAAUGGUUGGGGGGGGGGGGGAGGAGAUUAGAAAGAUUUUCAUUUACAGAAUUUGGAAGAACACAAAAAAUAUCUAGAAAACUGGCAUUUUUGUGCUUUGCUUGCUAGUUAAUUCAGCAUGUGUGAGAAAUGAUCAUGUUUUGAGUCACCUGUACAAUGCUGCACA
Molecule: messenger RNA, 5736 nt
Organism: Harpia harpyja (harpy eagle)
Lineage: Eukaryota; Metazoa; Chordata; Aves; Accipitriformes; Accipitridae
Gene: SLC9A7
Product: solute carrier family 9 member A7
Exons: 17
Coding region: 66-2183 (705 amino acids)
Biological process (GO): regulation of pH; proton transmembrane transport; sodium ion transport
Cellular component (GO): membrane; recycling endosome
Molecular function (GO): sodium:proton antiporter activity
Source: RefSeq, a predicted model, not a curated record